Microdochium trichocladiopsis is the source of this 1653-nucleotide messenger RNA. Its product is annotated as general substrate transporter. Gene Ontology annotation, cellular component: membrane. Gene Ontology annotation, biological process: carbohydrate transport; transmembrane transport. The record is from RefSeq and is a predicted model, not a curated record. The transcript is spliced from 4 exons. Gene Ontology annotation, molecular function: carbohydrate:proton symporter activity. NCBI's taxonomy places the organism in Eukaryota, Fungi, Ascomycota, Sordariomycetes, Xylariales, Microdochiaceae. Bases 1 to 1653 code for a protein of 550 amino acids.
AUGCACGAUAUUCACACCACCCUUUCCGUUCAGUCUGGCAAAGCCCAGGCUGAGGCCGUAGAGUCCGUCAACUCCGGGUCCCCAGCCCAGCCCGCCACGGACCCAACUGCCAACAUCUCGUAUGGCCACAUCGGUGUCAGAGGCGUCAUUAAGUCUCCCUAUGUCUUCUUUGCCGCCUUCAUCGCAUCCAUGGGUGGCUUUUCCUUUGGCUACGACCAGGGCGUCAUCUCCAUCAUCAACGUCAUGCCCGAAUUCCACCGUGUCUUUCCCGAGGCCCAGAGCGGCUUCGGCAAAGGUUUUAUGACGGGCAUGCUCGAGCUCGGUGCCUUCCUUGGAUGCGUCUUCAUGCCCUGGCUGGCCGAUAGAUUCUCUAGAAAGCGGGCCUUGUCCUUCGUCGUUAUCAUCUUCAACGUCGGAGCCAUCCUGCAGACCGCCGCGGUGAACUACGAGAUGCUUGUUCUGGGUCGGACCAUCGGUGGCAUUGGUGUUGGUGCCCUGGCAAUGGGCGCCCCCCUCUACAUUUCUGAAAUAGCUCCCCCGAAUCUGCGUGGCACCUUGCUGGUUCUCGAGUCCGUGUCCAUCGUUCUCGGCGUCGUGGUGGCAUUCUGGAUCACCUAUGGUACACGCCAUCUCGUUGGCGAAAUUUCUUUCCGCCUCCCCUUCGGCCUGCAGAUGGUGUCCGCAACUGUGGUUGGCAUCGGCAUCAACAUGUUCCCCUACUCGCCCCGAUGGCUCGCUAUGGUUGGCCGCGAUGACGAAGCUCUUGAAAGUCUCGCCAAGCUCAGGCGUCUCCCGACCAACGACGACCGUAUCCAGCAGGAGUUCAGCGGUAUCGUCGCCGAGGUCCGCUACCAAAAGGCCGUUGUGCAGCAGCGUCAUCCCGGGGCUACCGGCUUCAAACUAGAGGUCUGUACCUGGCUUGACCUGUUCAGCCUCAAGCUAUGGCGACGCGUCAUUGUUGGGUGUGGCGUCAUGUUCUUCCAGCAGUUUUCCGGCAUUAAUGCCUUCAUUUACUACGCCCCAACGCUCUUCCAAACUCUCGGCCAGGAUUACGAAAUGUCCCUCAUCAUGUCUGGUGUCUUCAACAUGUUGCAGUUGGUUGCGGUUUCCCUGUGCUUUCUGAUCAUCGACAAGGUUGGUCGCCGACCUCUAGCGAUGAUUGGAGGCGCCGGAGGAGCCAUCACGUGGGGUAUCAUGGCUGCCCUGGUAGGCGUCUACUCCAAGACUUGGAGUCAGCAUGCUGACGCUGGCUGGGCUGCCGUGGCCAUGGCAUUCGGCUUUAUCCUCAUGUACGGCUGUACAUAUGCCCCCUCGGCUGGGCGCUCCCUUCAGAAUGCCAUGAGGUCCAAGGGCGUGGCUCUCUCGACGUCAACGAACUGGAUCUGCAACUUCAUCGUCGGCAUCAUCACUCCACCCAUGCUCGAGUCGUGGGGUUUCGGGACAUACUUGUUCUACGGGGCCUGGUGUGCAAUCGCUGUCGUGUGGGCCUGGGCUUUCGUCGUGGAGACCAAGGGCAAAACACUCGAGCAGAUCGACGAGCUGUUUGGGGACAAUGUGGCAAAAGAGGAACAAGAUCUCAGCCGCAUUACCCACUUAGUUGCGAAUCCCUAUCAUCAUGUCCGUGUACCCCUUUCGCACUCGCGGACGUACUAG